AUGCGGAGGAAUUGUACUUGGAGUCUUAUGGCCUUCACCACUGCCGCAGCUAUUGUCGGUUCUGUGGACCGCAAGAUUUUUGUCUUGUUGAGAGACGGCCGCAACAUGUCGGGAAUAUUGAGAACAUUUGACCAGUUUGCCAAUUUGGUUUUGCAGGACACGUUUGAGAGAAUCUACUUGCCCAAACUAGACCAAAACAGCCCUGUCAGGUUUGCAGAGGUUCCUAGGGGUGUGUUUAUGGUGAGAGGUGAGAAUGUCGUGAUGCUCGGGGAGCUAGAUAUUGACAGAGAAGACGACCACUUGGCAGAAAUGCAACAGAUUCCAUUUGAGCAAGCCGAAAAGGAGUGGAAGGGGAUUCAGGAAAACCGCAUCAAGAACGAAAAGGUAAAGACCAAGAAGUAUUUGAAGAGGGGUCUUAUUCACGACUUUGUCAAGUCCGACUUGUACUAG
Messenger RNA from Clavispora lusitaniae ATCC 42720, 450 nucleotides. RefSeq lists its product as uncharacterized. Gene Ontology annotation, cellular component: P-body; Lsm1-7-Pat1 complex. Gene Ontology annotation, biological process: deadenylation-dependent decapping of nuclear-transcribed mRNA. NCBI's taxonomy places the organism in Eukaryota, Fungi, Ascomycota, Pichiomycetes, Serinales, Metschnikowiaceae. Gene Ontology annotation, molecular function: RNA cap binding. The record is from RefSeq and is a predicted model, not a curated record.